ACCGCGUCUUCCUUUUCCCUUGCUCUGUUUUUUCCUCUCCUUUGUUCCUCUCCGCUCUGCUUCCCCCCACCCCUCCAUUCACGAGACUGCAUAAAUACUCAUCCUCCCCUGUUUCACCCCACCCACAUCUCUCCCUCUCUCUGUCUCUCUCCGGAAGCCAUGGCUGUCCGCAGAAGCUCCGUCGUCGUCACCCUACCCUUCUUCUUGUUCUGCUGCUUCUGCUCUGUUUCCCUCUCGAAGCAAGAACAGAGCCACCAUAACCAGAACAAGUCGUCGUCGUUCUCUCUCUCUUUCCCUCUCCAAUCCCACCCUCUCCCCCACCACAAGCUCCAUUCUCUCCGCCCAUCUCUCGCCUCCGCCGCCGUGGCCGUCAAGUCUCCGUUCAAGUUCUCCAUGGUCCCGGUCGUGUCCAUCCCCAUCGGGACUCCCCCGCAGACCCAGGACAUGAUCCUCGACACCGGGAGCCAGCUCUCCUGGAUCCAGUGCCACGGCAAGGGCAAGAAGGCGGCGGCGGGGGGGGCGGCUGGGCAGCCGCCGUCGCCGUCGACGGCGACGUUCGACCCGUCCCUGUCCUCCUCCUUCUCGGUCCUCCCCUGCAACCACCCGCUCUGCAAGCCGCGCACCCCCGACUUCACCCUCCCGACGUCGUGCGACCAGAACCGGCUCUGCCACUACUCCUACUUCUACGCCGACGGCACCCUCGCCGAGGGCAACCUCGUCCGCGAGAAGUUCACCUUCUCGACCACCCAGACCACCCCUCCCCUCAUCCUCGGCUGCGCCACCAGCUCCGGCGACGACAAGGGCAUUCUGGGGAUGAACCUCGGCCGCCUCUCGUUCCCCUCGCAGGCCAAGGUGUCCAAGUUCUCGUACUGCGUGCCCGCCCGCGCCUCCCGAUUCGGGCCGUCCCCGACCGGGUCGCUGUACCUCGGCGACAACCCGAACUCCGGGGCGUUCCAGUACAUCGGCCUCAUGACCUUCGGCCAAAGCCAACGGAUGCCGAACCUGGACCCGCUCGCCUACACGGUGGCAAUGCAGGGGAUCAGGAUCGGGACCCGGCGCCUCAGCAUACCUCAGACGGCUUUCCGGCCCGACGCGAGCGGGUCGGGCCAGACCAUGAUCGACUCGGGCUCCGAGUUCACCUACCUGGUGGAUGAGGCCUACGAUAAGGUAAGGGAGGAAGUGGUGAGGCUCGUGGGACCGCGAAUGAAGAAGGGGUACGUGUACGGUGGAGUGGCGGACAUGUGCUUCGACGGCGAUGCCGCCGCGAUCGGGCAGUCCAUAGGCGACGUGGCCUUCGAGUUCGAGAAGGGGGUGGAGAUCGUGGUGGCCAAGGAGAAGGUCCUGGCCGAGGUGGACGGCGGGGUCCACUGCAUGGCCGUCGGGAGGUCCAGCAUGCUCGGCGCCGCGAGCAACAUCAUUGGCAACUUCCACCAGCAGGACCUGUGGGUCGAGUUCGACCCGGGCAACCGCCGAGUCGGCUUUGGCAGGGCUGACUGCAGCAGAUCAUAGGACCCCGGAACCUCAGCCUCGACGGCAACUUUUAUGUCACGUGACGUGCCCAUUUGGGGUUUAUCCACCACAUGUCACGUGAUAUAAGCGAUGCCUGAAUGAGUUAAUCCCUCUGGAGGAAGGCUCGGAGUACAUGGAAAUUGACAUGGUUUGUGCAGCCUAGGAGUAAAUAAAGGGAGUGGGGUUUGUGUUGGACAAUGAUAUGGAGGAGGAGAUGGAUGUCGUGAUUAAAGAGGUUUGUCCUACAAUCUGCAGAUGGAAAUUAAGACAACAUGGGCCAUGCAAAUUGGCAAGAUUAGUGUUGGUCCCCGCCCUUUUUUUGGGGGUUUUUUGGUGUGUUCUGUAAUUGUAUGUGUAUCUAGAGUGACCUAGAGAGGGCUUGUUACAGCAUUAUAUAUAUAUGUGAAUAUGACAGUGUACAAGUAAAGUACUAAUCUUGAGUGA
Messenger RNA from Syzygium oleosum, 1953 nucleotides. RefSeq names its product aspartic proteinase PCS1-like. Gene Ontology annotation, molecular function: aspartic-type endopeptidase activity. Lineage: Eukaryota; Viridiplantae; Streptophyta; Magnoliopsida; Myrtales; Myrtaceae. Gene Ontology annotation, biological process: proteolysis. The transcript is spliced from 2 exons. The coding region runs from base 160 to 1509 and encodes 449 amino acids. The record is from RefSeq and is a predicted model, not a curated record.